GCUCUAGUGCUCUCACCCCCUUCCCUUUAAAUUCUUCCCUCUCUUAUUUCACACUCCCAUUUUCUCUCUCCUCCAAAAAUGGACCUCUUCUUCACACUCACACUCUCCCUAUCCUUUACCCUCCUCUCCAUCCUCCUCAUUACCCUCCGCCGUAGGCGGCCCCACACCCUCCCCCCAGGCCAAACGGGUCUCCCCUUUAUCGGGGAGACCCUUCAACUCAUCUCGGCCUACAAAACCGAAAACCCCGAACCGUUCAUCGAUGAUCGAGUGAGACGGUUCGGGCCCAUUUUCACAACCCAUGUGUUCGGUGAACCCACAGUGUUCAGCGUGGACCCGGAUGUGAACCGUUUCAUACUCCAAAAUGAAGGAAAGUUGUUCGAGUGUAGUUACCCGGGUUCGAUCUCGAAUCUAUUAGGAAAAUACUCGUUACUCUUAAUGAAAGGGAGUUUGCAUAAAAGGAUGCAUUCUCUUACUAUGAGUUAUACAAAUUCUGCUAUCAUUCGCGAUCAUCUUUUACUAGAUAUUGAUCGCUUGAUUAGCUCUAAUUUGGACUCUUGGCCCGCCAAAGUCUUGCUUAUGGAGGAAGCCAAGAAGAUUACAUUUGCAUUAACAAUGAAGCAGCUACUAAGCUUUGAUCCUGGUGAAUGGACAGAGAGUCUUAGAAAAGAAUACCUUCUUGUCAUUGAUGGCUUCUUCAGCAUUCCCGUGCCUUUCUUCUCCACCGCAUAUAAUCGAGCUAUUAAAGCUAGGACAAAAGUGGCGGAGGCGUUAGGCUUAGUGGUAAGAGAGAGGAGAAAAGCGAAGGAGUUAGGAGAAAGAAAGAACGACAUGUUAGGGGCAAUGCUCGACGAGGAGGCCGGUGGUGGACUUUCCGACGAGAUGAUAGUAGAUUUCCUAGUGUCAUUGUUGGUGGCUGGCUAUGAGACCACCUCUACAACUAUGACUAUAGCAGUCAAAUAUUUAACUGAGACUCCUCUUGCUCUUACUCAACUCAAGGAAGAACAUGAAAAGAUAAGAGCUCGGAAGGGUGAAGAUGAGCCAUUAUUGUGGACAGAUUGCAAAUCAAUGCCUUUCACUCAAUGUGUCGUAAAUGAGACUUUGCGAAUUGCGAAUAUCAUAGGGGGCAUAUUUAGACGUACUACAUCAGAUGUUCACGUUAGUGGCUACACAAUACCUAAGGGGUUUAAAGUGUUUGCGGCAUUUAGAGGCGUACAUAUGAAUGAUGAAUACUUUAAGGAUGCUCGAAAAUUCAACCCAUGGAGAUGGCAGAACGAUACAGGAUCGUGCCCAUCAAGUGCAUACGCAUUCACUCCAUUUGGUGGAGGUCCAAGGUUGUGCCCUGGAUACGAGCUUUCUAGGGUAUCAAUCUCCGUCUUCCUUCACCACCUUGUCACGAAAUAUAGUUGGGAGGCUGCAGAGCAGGAUAAGUUGGUGUACUUUCCCACAACACGAACACAAAAGCGGUACCCCAUUUACGUGCAUCGUCGAAAUCCAGCAAUGUAAAGAAGAAAAGCGAUGGAGAAGCGAGUUUAGAGUAUAGGAGAGCUGUAAAGAAGGUCGAAGAAAGAAAACGAAGCGUACAUGUUGAAUCCAAAUAAGAUAAAAAUAGAUGAGGAGAGGUGAAUUGGUUAAUAUCAAUGAGAUUAAGCUGCUCAACUUGUUCAGAAAGUGAAAUGAGCAGAGUUACUCUUAAUUCUUUUGGUCACUUAAUUUAUGUCCAACAGUAGUAAACAUUCAAAAAUUUACACCAUUGUACAUGUUCUUUACCAAUGUCAUUAGUUAGGCCUAAUUUCUUCUUUGUGGUAACUCUCAUCUUCCUAAUUUGUUAUUCAUUAUUUCUUAUACA
Molecule: messenger RNA, 1846 nt
Organism: Spinacia oleracea (spinach)
Lineage: Eukaryota; Viridiplantae; Streptophyta; Magnoliopsida; Caryophyllales; Amaranthaceae
Product: 3beta,22alpha-dihydroxysteroid 3-dehydrogenase
Exons: 8
Coding region: 79-1503 (474 amino acids)
Biological process (GO): brassinosteroid homeostasis; multicellular organism development; brassinosteroid biosynthetic process
Molecular function (GO): oxidoreductase activity, acting on paired donors, with incorporation or reduction of molecular oxygen; heme binding; monooxygenase activity
Source: RefSeq, a predicted model, not a curated record